Messenger RNA from Aspergillus calidoustus, 2763 nucleotides. Lineage: Eukaryota; Fungi; Ascomycota; Eurotiomycetes; Eurotiales; Aspergillaceae. The record is from the annotation of a GenBank genome assembly.
AUGGUGUCGGGAGAUGAGGGCAAUAUCUCGCGCAAGCGGCGAAAGAUUGGCACUCCGAAAGCUGCGCCGUAUAUCUUCCGGUCGCUCUUCGACCAGGUACCCGUCGCCGCCGACGAUGCGGAGGAGGAUGUCCAUAUUACAUGCGUGGAAUAUUGGAACGAUAACUUGUACAUUGGGACCUCCGCAGCGGAGAUCCUGCAUUUCGUCUCCCUUCCCCCCGACCCCUCCGACGAAUCGACCGAACCGACCUUCAUCCUAGCUUCAAGAUUGCCGAUCCCCUUCUCGCAGAAAGACGCGAAAUCCGGUGUCCAGCAGAUCCUUCUCCUGCCGACCGUAAACAAAGCGUGCGUCCUGUGCAAUGGAACAGCUACAUUCUACAUGCUCCCGGAGCUCAGUCCGGCCUUCGGCGGCAAUACCAAAGUCAACAAUUGUCGCUGGAUUGGCGGCCUGGAUCUCAAUCAGGCUGCCGAGGAGCCGGAAAAUCCUGUGGUGAUGAUUGCGACGCAGAAUCGUAUAAUGCUGGUGAAGAUUGGAGAUGGCGCGCGAUUGGUUAGGAACAUCGACUAUCCCGGGUCUCUUACGUUCUCACGGAGAGGCAUUAUAUCAUGCGUUGCGGAUAGCCGGACGUACUCUUUGCUUGACGUGGAACAUCAGCAGAAGAUACCGCUGUUUCCGAUAUCGUUCGCCGAUGAGAUGAUUGAUUCCGCCGGGGUCGAGGAUAUACCUACUGCCGCAAAGACUUCCCCUCUAAGCACUUCGCCCCCAUCUCAUAGUCGGUCUCAUGGACGGAGUUCCAGUCUGAACACACUUACAGGGAUGUUACAGCCACCGCGGUCGUCAUCCAACGAACGAUCAAGGUCUUUGACGCCGGAGCCCUCUGAAUCAGGAACGCCAAGAAGGUCAAUAUCUACGGAGCGCGGCGAAAGCACUUCUCCAAGAGUAUCAUCGGAUUCCGUACGGCAACCUGUGGAUGAAGAGAAUCGAAAACCUCUUCCGCCUCUGCCUAAGCAGACCUUCUCCCAGCUGAAGCCACACAUCCUUUCUCCAACAUCGUCUGAAUUUCUACUAGUACGAGGGUCUGAUGAAAAGGAACCUGGUGUUGGCAUGUUUGUCAAUGUGGACGGCGACGUCGUUCGUGGUACACUCACAUUCAACAGAUAUCCUAAAUCAAUUGUCAUCGACAAGGGUGACGAAACAAAUCUGAUUCAGUCACCGGAAAAUACAAAAGACGAGUUUGUCCUUGCGGUUAUAGAGUCCGAUGAAGAUGGGCAGACUCGAAAACUCUUGGAGGUCCAACCUUGGGAUGUCGACCCAGCGGAAGCAGACGAUCACAAAAGUUGGAUAGAGGUACCCUCGAUGCAAGACGAACAAACGGAGCACGUCGGCAUUUGCCACACUAUCAGUUCCACCCAACUUGAGGUUCAGGGUCUGGGAAAGCUGCUGCGAAUGGUCCGCCUGAAAACUCCGGCCCUGUCUUCAAAGGCCCCUACUGCAGACCCGAGGACCGAAGCGUCGAUAGAGCAGCUGCAAAAAGAAAAGGAACUCUUUGAGUCCCAAGAGCUGACCGACACCGAUGUACCCAAGAAGAGCACAGACUGGGAAGCUGAUCGAAAUGCGGAAGAAGCAAAGAUUGUGCGGCAGAUGGGAAAGACCCAAAGCAGCAUGGUUAUGUGGGCUGGGAAUCGGAUAUGGCGCAUUGUCCGGAACCCGUUGACCGCUCAGCUCGAUGAUGUUCUGCAAAGCGCUAGAGAGGCAGGCAAAAGCGGGCACACCCUUGACAGGGAAGCUAUUUGGGGUAUCAUCGAGAUAGCCCAGCAAACGGAACCAAAGUCAGAGUCGGAAUUUCUGGGUCUCAACUACUUGAAACAGAAGGCCAGUCUCCUCCUCUUCGGAGACCUUCUUUUCGUGGAUCCCAAAGCCAGAACCAGUGCUAUCAUUGAUACGACUGAGAGGGCGCUCAUUCUUGGAGAAAUUGAUCCUCGGAUAGUCAUGAUCUUGAUUCCUCUCUUACGCGGUGAGACACUGCAGAGUACGCAGGGGAUUUGGAUCUAUGCGGGCCUAGCUGAGACGGCUGAGGAUUACCUUCAACAAGUUGAAAAGGCGGGCAAGUCGCUAGUGGGAUUCUUCGACGAUGGGGUUUUGAAUAUGAUCAAGCGGUUUUUGCGCUCAUGGCAGCAGAAGCGCGGCUAUGCCAGCAUCUCAGACGAAGCAUACGUGUUGGACAGCGUCGAUGCUGCUCUUCUGCGCCUUCUCCUGGAAUCAGUGUCAGAGUUGACCAAAGAGGAGCUCGUCUCAUCGCCAGCUCGUGUUGAGCUAAACAAACUGGUGGACCACUGGAAGGGCAACUUUGAACGCGCGGUCUCCCUUCUUGAGGGAGCUCACCGGCUGUACGUGCUGAGCCGCCUGUAUCAGAGCCGGAAAAUGUCUGGACAUGUCCUCAAAACCUGGCGAAGGAUCAUUGAAGGCGAGCAGGAUAUUAGCGAAAUAACUCCCGCGGACAUUGAGGGACAGGUGCGGCGGUAUCUGGCCCGAAUUAAAGAUGUGCAGCUUGUUGAAGAGUACGGGUCGUGGCUGGCUCAGCGGAAUCCUCAGCUUGGUAUCCAGGUGUUUGCAGACACCACGAGCAGAGUUCUGCUAGAUCCGCCAGAUGUCGUGAAAUUGCUCAAAGAACGCUCGCCAAAUGCCGUGCAGGAGUAUUUAGAGCACCUUGUGUUCUCGAAAAACGUAGGUUUCUGCGCCUGUUCCUAUGUCAACAUAUGCUAA